Messenger RNA from Drosophila rhopaloa, 2136 nucleotides. RefSeq names its product probable serine/threonine-protein kinase kinX. Bases 33 to 2036 code for a protein of 667 amino acids. The transcript has a single exon. NCBI's taxonomy places the organism in Eukaryota, Metazoa, Arthropoda, Insecta, Diptera, Drosophilidae. The record is from RefSeq and is a predicted model, not a curated record.
ACCGCUGUGUCUGGGCUUUGCUGGCCUUAUGGAUGUGCCUGCUGGUCGCCAGGGCCACCAGUGAGUCCAUGAUCGAGGUGGACGAGAACGGCGAUGAGUACGAGCUGAAGCGAUUCUAUAUCCAGGGACGUCAGUUGACGGGAGAUGGCAGCCAGUCGCAGUGCGUGAUCACGAGGAGGAAGCGUUCGGGUCGUGCCCUCCAGUCUGGAGCAAGUGUAUCGGUUAGUUCGCAGCCCCUGAAGGUGGAUGGUCUGCCCAAGAAGGAGCAUCGUGAAGGAGGAGCCGUUCUGCAGGAGGUGGAGAAUAGUAACAAGCGUUAUGUGGCCCUGACGGGAGUGCAUCUGGAGUCUCCAAUUCCCAAUGCAGAUGUUCAGGGUGACGAAACUCAGGACGACGACGACGAAGAAGAUGAUGAUGAAGAAGAGGAUUCGAAUUCUCGGUACAACUUUGUGCCAGCUGCCUUGGCUUUACCCUUGGAAAUUCACACCAGUGGUGCCCAGUUCAUUCAGAAUGUCAAUGCUGCCUAUCUUAAUAAUGUCAAUGCUGCCUAUCUUAAUAAGAAUACCAGUUCUGCCCAUCCUAACAAGAAUGCCAGUGCUACUCAGCACGAUCAGAGGGCCAGUGCUGCCUAUCUCAACCAAGGAGUCAGUGUGGUCACCAAUUCCGCCAAUCAUGCCAAUGUGGCCGAGGAUGCUGGCAUUGUGGUGGUCCAGUCACACCAGCCACCCAAAGUUAAUCCCGAUACGCAUGCCGUCUUCGAGCUGAAACCCGUUCAAUCGGAUGCGGAUCACUCGGCGGGCGUUAGCUACUAUCCAUUUGUGCAUCCCUGGGAGGUGAUUGAUCACAACGACUACGAUGAGGAUGAUUACGACGAGGAGGACUACGAUGACUUCUACUAUGGUAAUGGCUACAUUAGGGACCAGCCCGGUGCUUUCCAUGGUCUUGACGCUUACGAAGAGGAGAUUAUCAGCGAGGAUCAGCCUGUUUCAACGAUUGCCAGUUGGACAACCGGCGAAGAUGAUAGCGACAUUCGUCCUGUCAACUACAUCAAGCGACCCAAUCGUAUCCAGAACAACAGGAACAAGAACAAGAACAAGAAGAACAAGAAUCAGAAUCAGAGGAUCAAGAACCAAAAGAAUCAGCAGAAGAAACGUAAUCAGCAGAAGAAACGCAAACAGGUGGCGGCUCAGGCAGAUGAAGAGCUCUCUACGCAGAAGAAGAAGCCCCAGCAGCAGGAUAAGGAUCCAAAGAAGAAGCAAGAUAAGGAUCAAAAGAAGAAGCAGGAUAAGGAUCAAAAGAAGAAGAAGCCCGAGGAGAAUCAGCAGGAUAUGGAGCAACUUUCCCCCGUGGAUGUGAUCAAGAAGCCAGUGGCAAUGGAUUCUGCAGCAGCAGUUGCUCCUGCCGCCUCUUCAAGUGGCAACAGUGCUUCCCUGAGCAAUUCUUCGGGCAGCAAUUCUACAGUUCAGAAGAAAAAGAAGAAGAAGCCCAGCAGUAGCAGCAGCGGCAGUAGUACUAGUGUCAACCAGCGCAGGACCAAGAAAAAGAAGAAGCAAUCUAGCAGCAGCGUUUCCAGCAGCAGCAACAACAAGCGUCGUCGUCCCAGCAGCAAUUCUUCUGGCUCAUCCAGUGGCUCCUCCAUUGGAGGCUACCGACGUCGUCGUCCGCAGCAGCAGCAGUUGCAGCAGUCGCAACGUCGCCGCAAAACGCAGCAGCAGACGCAGCAGCAGAAGCGCCGUCGCCAACAACAACAGCAGAGGAAACGCCAGCAGCAACAGAAACGCCGAAGAAUGCGCAACAAGAACCGGCAAUUCUACGGCGACGAGCCCAUCGUCAAUUGCAUUUACAUCAACAAGGAUCCGGUGACCACAACGACGCCUCGUCCCUUCUGGAACAUCCUGGGUCGCCAAUCCGAUGUGGAGCCCUCUGAAGAGCCCGAAGUGGACCCGGUGGCCCAGGAGGCUGUUCUUCAGGCCGUGCGUCGCAACUCUGGCGAAUUCGGCGCACGAAAGCGCACCAACUUGCGUUUCGUGUCCUAGAUGACCGGGGACUGCCCCUCCCAACCCUCUCUUUAAGUCACCAUUUUUUUUGCGUAUUUAUUUAUUAAUUUAUUGUAAUGACUAUUCCAUUUUUUUUUUG